CACGAUAAAAUGGUUUCGAGAUAUCCUCCCAAAUGGGAUGAAACGAUCAACCCUUUUUUCAAGACCCAGGUUCCCCUCCAUUCUUUUAUCACCGAUAAUAUCAGUUUGCUGCUUAAGGUAUGGAGAGGUAUGGCCUGGGUGACCGAUGGGAUCGAAGAUGAAGAAGAAGAAACGCGAUCGUCUGAUAAGAUGGAACAGGGAAUCGACUCAUACGGUACCAUGGCCGUGAAAAAGCUAUCUGUUAUCCCUGAAGCGAGUUCGUUUCACAUAGAAACGGUAGGUAUCCUCUUCAAUAUGAGUUUUUACAACCACUUUUUACCACUGCAACCAUCGAUUGUUUCAGGAUCUUCAAUCAGAAGUCAGUGA
Molecule: messenger RNA, 366 nt
Organism: Haemonchus placei
Lineage: Eukaryota; Metazoa; Nematoda; Chromadorea; Rhabditida; Trichostrongylidae
Source: the annotation of a GenBank genome assembly